Messenger RNA from Hansenula anomala, 1692 nucleotides. RefSeq names its product recombinase RAD52 (gene RAD52). Gene Ontology annotation, biological process: double-strand break repair via homologous recombination; DNA recombinase assembly; double-strand break repair via single-strand annealing. Bases 107 to 1468 code for a protein of 453 amino acids. The transcript has a single exon. The record is from RefSeq and is a predicted model, not a curated record. Lineage: Eukaryota; Fungi; Ascomycota; Saccharomycetes; Phaffomycetales; Wickerhamomycetaceae. Gene Ontology annotation, cellular component: nucleus.
GUUGAAUCAUAUCUGUGGGAGCUCUUCUUUACUGGUGGUUUGAUAAGCGCUGUUGAGUGAGAUUCAAAAUAAAAAGGGUUUUGCUGAUUUCAAAAGUCAUAGAAUAAUGAGCAACGCGAUUCACAACACGGCAGUCAAGUCAGAAAACGUCAAGCUGAAACCUUUCUCGGAUUCAGAAGCUGGUGAUAUUCAAUCGAGGCUAGAAAAACAGCUAGGCCCUGAAUACGUGUCAACUAGGCCUGGUGCUGGUGGUUUAUCUGUCUCAUAUAUUGAAGGAUGGAAGGCGAUCAAUCUUGCAAAUGCCAUCUUUGGCUUUAAUGGCUGGUACUCGGAAGUUAAAACAGUUCAGGUUGACUACCUCGAUGAAAGAAGCGGAAGAUUCAGUGUUGGUUUGUCGGUAAUUGUCCGUGUGACAUUAAAAGAUGGUGCAUAUCAUGAGGAUAUUGGAUACGGAAGUCUAGAUAAUGCCCGUACAAAAUCAAUGGCAUUUGAAAAAGCUAAAAAAGAAGCUAUAACAGAUGGCUUGAAGAGGGCAUUGAGAUGUUUUGGAAAUGCUUUAGGUAAUUGUCUUUAUGAUAAGGACUAUCUAAGUAAAAUCUCUAAUGUGAAAUGUGCUCCUCCGGAUUUUGAUGAGUCAAAUUUAAUGAGAUAUACUGAUAAUUUGGCACCACCAAGCAGGGCUGCUACCAUUCCAGCUCAGUUACCUUCGGUGACCACAAAUAAUUCUAAAGACAGGUCCUCAACGGCAACUCUCCCAAUUUCAAGAACUGCACAACAAAAUUCAAUGUCUAGAGUGUCACCAGCGCCUCAACCAGCCAAACCAGUUCAAGCGGUACCUCCUCACCCCAAAAGAGCAGCACCAAGUGCACCUUCGAAUAUUAGAAAACCGAUAGAAAGAGAUGAACAUGAUGAUUUUGAUGAUUCGAUGACUUUUAGUGAUGAUAUUAAUUUGGAAUCAGAAGAUUUUAAUGAUGAAGUUAAUGAACUAUUAAAUACCAAACUUAAAACACCAGCCGGUGGUGAAGAUGGUGAGCAACAUGAACCACAUUCAGAAUCAACCACACAGGAACAACAGACUAAUGAUACUCCGUCUAGACCAGCUCAAUCAGAAGUACGGCCUUCGGAGGUGAGCUUUGUCAAAGCUAGAGUUGCUGAAGACCUCCAAAAAAAUGGGAAUGUUGCCAGCAGUCAUGCUUUCAAUCCAAAUUUUAUCAGUCCGUCAAUAAGGAGAACUGUUGAUCCAACUAAGUCAACCCCAAUCAAAAGAACUGCACCAAGUGAAUUGAAAACUGUUCGUUAUGAUAACCCCAGAUUAAUACCUAAUAGACAAAUUGGUAAGCCUAGAUAUCCACCACCAAAAAGAUCAAGAAUAGACUCAGGAAAAGAAAAUAGUAACAAUUCUGUUGGCUCUGAAAAAACAGGGUCCCAGGAUAAGGCUACGAAUGGAGCUGAAACUAGUGGAAGUUAAUGUACAAUGAUUUAAUUCACAACUUUCUCGUAAUCAAGUGAUGAAUUCUGCCUCCUAAGAUUCGCUCAGUGUGCUUGAAACUUGUACUACUCUUCAAGUCUUGUAAUAUGGAUCCUGAAUCCUGAAUCCUGAUCUAUUUCUUAAAAUGAUCACGUGAUUAUAUCGCUCGUACGCGUAUUUUGAAGCGAGAGAUAAAAUUACGAUUCGAUACAAAGAAACGUCUA